This is a messenger RNA of Lycium barbarum (goji berry), 2409 nucleotides long. RefSeq lists its product as uncharacterized. The record is from RefSeq and is a predicted model, not a curated record. NCBI's taxonomy places the organism in Eukaryota, Viridiplantae, Streptophyta, Magnoliopsida, Solanales, Solanaceae. The coding region runs from base 1 to 2409 and encodes 802 amino acids. Gene Ontology annotation, molecular function: zinc ion binding. The transcript has 5 exons.
AUGCAGCUAUCACAAUCUUUAGGAAUAGAAGAGCACUUUGUACUAGGAUCACUGAUCGCUUUAAUAAAACUUGCAAAAGAAUCAUGUAUUAAUGUACCAUGUUACAUGGAUCAGCUAGCUGGAACUCCGUCUGCUCCUAAAGAUACAGUGUUGCCUAGUCACUGUUCUUCUAGUUUUGUUGAAUUAUCAAAACGAAACAUGUCAAGCAUAACAACAGUGAUCAGACACUCCGGUUUUUGGAAUGAACAGAAUUGCUUUGUUGAUUACAAACUAGACGCAGUUGUCUUCAAAGAUUAUUGUUCAUACGGUGAUUUGGUUGAAACUAUAGCAAUUCAGUUAGGUGUUGAUAUUAGCAGGAAAACGAUAUCAAUAAAAUAUGUUGUUGAAGGAGACAACAUGCCAAUUGAAAUACGCAACAAUAUGGGAGUAAGGGUGUAUGUUGAGCUUAAGAGAGAAAACAGGGGAUUUGAAGCAUAUCCGUUGUGCGUUAGCAUAACUGAUAAUGAUCUUGAGAAUUUUAUGUCCGGCGAAUCUGCAGUUGGAGACGAUAUGUUUCAACUUGAAUUUAAUGAUUAUAUGUAUGCUAUAAACGUAGUUGAUUCAAAUGAUUUGGAUGCGUCGGAUUGUGCUAAGGCUGUUGUUUUAUUUCAAAACAACGAUGACUUGAUAAUUUCGAACAAGGAACAUAAAGAUGUUUUUGUUGAUCAAAUCUACAAAGAUAAGGACACUCUGAAGAAUGUUAUGGCAAAUUAUGCAAUUCGCAAAAGAUUCAAUUUCAGGACAGAGAGGUCGAAUGCCGUAAGUUACACUCUGGUAUGUUGUUCAACUGAUUGUCGUUGGAAAUUCAGAGCUUCAAGUAUAGCGAACUCUGAAAUGUUCAGAGUGAGAUCUUUUCAUGACGAACAUACGUGUCCAUUGAAGGACAAAGUGUAUUCCCAAAGGCAAGCAACAAGUUGGUUGAUUGGUGCGUCAGUUGUUAAGCCAAAAAUAGCAAAUCACAAGAGGAAAUAUACACCUGGUGAUAUAGUAGAUGACGUAAAAAAUGAGUAUGGCGUUGAUGUUUCUUAUAUGACGGCCUGGAGGGCUAGAGAAAAGGCAAUGAAUGAAUUAAGAGGGGAACCAACAGAAUCAUACAAGAAGUUACCGGGAUAUGUCUACAUAUUGGAUAAAACAUACCCUGGAUCACAUGUGAGAAUGCACAAAUCACAACAAAACGAGUUCUUGUAUUUGUUUAUAGCACUUAAAGCGUUCAUAAAAGGCUUCGAGUGUUGUAGACCAAUAGUUGUAGUAGAUGGUUCCCACCUUAAAACUACAUAUAACGGUACUUUUGUAUCAGCCAGCACGUUGGAUGGUGCAGGUAAUAUUCUACCAUUGGCGUAUGGUGUGAUAGAUUCAGAGAACGAUAAGUCUUGGACCUGGUUCUUUGAGCAGUUCAAACAAGCUUAUGGGAAUAGGGAUAACAUGUGUGUUGUAUCAGACAGACAUGAGAGCAUCAUUAAGGCGGUGAGUAGAGUGUAUCCAAUUGUGCCACAUUUGGCGUGCAUAUGGCAUUUAUGGAAAAAUGUGACCACGAAAUACAAGUCGAAUGGUGAAGUAUUGAGUCCUGUAUUCUAUGCACUUGCAAAAUCAUACACACAGGCUGAGUUUGAUAAGCUGAUGGAGAAGAUUGAGAAGGUUGAUUUUCGGGUAAAAGAGUACUUGGAGGAUGCUGGAAGGGAAAAGUGGGCUCGACUGUAUUCACCCGUUAACAGAGGAUGGACAAUGACUUCAAAUAUAGCCGAAUGUAUUAAUGGAAAAUUGGUAGCAGCAAGAGAGUUGCCGGUUUUCGAUUUUCUUGAAGAAGUGAGGAAGAUGUUUGGGAGAUGGAAUUGCACUAAUAGGAGGAACGGUACAUACACAUUCACAACACUUGGGAAAGCAUUCCAGCAAUUAUUAUCAAUAAACGAAUGUAAAUCUCUACGUAUGACGGUUGAACCAUCAACUGAAUAUGUGUAUACCAUAAAUGAUGAGGCAAGGCGAUUCAUAAUUGAUCUUAAAAAGAAAACAUGCAGUUGUCGGAUGUUCCAAAUGGAUGAGAUACCAUGUCCACAUGCAUGGGCUGUAUUGAAGAGUAAAAGUCUUAUGCCUGAUGAAUAUUGUUCAGACCUAUUCAAACCAAAGACAGUGAUUAAGACAUAUGAUGUGCCUGUGGAUCCUCUGCCUGACGAGAGUGAGUGGAAUAUUCCCAAACACAUAAGCGAUGAAGUUGUUUUGCCACCAAGAUACAAGAGACCCCCGGGAAGGCCAAAGAAAAAGCGAGAUAAACCAUUAAUGGAGACGAUGAUUGGUAAACGUAGGAAUGCUUGUAGUACUUGUGGACGUCUUGGUCACAAUAGACAUUCUUGUUCCAAUGAGCCACGUAAGAAGUAG